This is a messenger RNA of Racocetra persica, 157 nucleotides long. NCBI's taxonomy places the organism in Eukaryota, Fungi, Glomeromycota, Glomeromycetes, Diversisporales, Gigasporaceae. The record is from the annotation of a GenBank genome assembly.
GUUUAACCGGGUUUUGGUUCGGCCGAAUAUUUCCGUCCUUUAAGAAAAAUGUUCCGGUUGUGGCAUGUGGUAAUUUCGGUAAUGUUCGUAAUGGUAUGUUUUCUGUGGUACGCGUAGGUGCGUCAUACGGAGUGGCACGUUUGAAAGAUACGGAGUG